GGUUUGUCAAACGGCGAGAAGUUGAAGCAUUUGGUUCAGCCGUCGCAGCGGUUAUAUCAGCUGAUAGUGAAUGCUCUGAAACUCGAAGGAGACUCUCCAUUGAGUGACGAUAGCAUUCACGCCAUGAAUCUAAUAGAUCUCGACUUCGAUGCUGAUCGCAAUUCUGGCUCUUCUCGGGCCAGUCUGUACGACAGCUCCGCCACCAAAGACUACUUCAGGAGUCGGUCGUACUCUCCCGACAUUGAAGUGAUGCCACAACUAUCCUCUCACCGAAUGCUAGACAUGGGACGCAUGAUAUCAAAGACGUCGCCAAUGGCUGAACCGCUGCACAGCCGGAACAGUAUGAGUAACGACACACUGGCGUUGAGGUCGACCCCCGAUAUCCCCAUUUCGCCAUUCGCUCAACACGUUGCCACUAAUUCGAUGAACGGCUUGCGAUCCGUGACUCCUAACGCGGCCGAUAUGGGCGGACAGACCGGUCUCCUGGGAAACCCAUCCCAACAAAUAGAUUUUAGUGAUCUCUUAACGCAAAUAAAUUUGGCUCAAUUGGUGUAUAUGAACGCCGACCCCACGGCGUCUGUGGCCUCCUCUUCAGCCAAUACGCCGUCUCCCACUCCUAUCACCCCUUCAGUGCCUUUAGAGAACGGGGGGUUUGUGUUGAAUGAGGCGGCCAUCAAAAACAUCAGUCAGUUGGCCAAACUCAGCGAAGUCCAGAACGGAUUAGCAAUGACUAACUCCACGUCCCCGACCUCCAUGUCCUCAACUCUGGGUCGAAGCUCUUCUAACUCCGGAUCCAAACCUAAUGUCAUGCAAAUACGCUUCAAGUUUGGACAACUCGGUCAACAAAAGGGUCAGUUCUCGUCCCCUCACGGCUUCUGCUUAGGAGUGGACGAGGAGAUAGUGAUCGCCGACACUAACAAUCACCGCAUCUGUAUCUUCGAUAAAACAGCCGAAUUUAAGCACUCGUUUGGAGUCCCAGGUAAGGAUGAGGCACAGCUCUGGUAUCCCAGAAAGGUUGCAAUAAUCCGGACGGCAAUGGGUGGGAGCGGUACUGCGGCGCCGCGUUAUGUGAUAUGCGACAGAGGGGCUGAACGCAGUCGGAUGCAGAUCUUCACCCGUUCCGGUCAUUUCGUUCGCAAAAUAGCCAUUCGUUAUAUCGAUAUCGUUGCCGGACUGGCCAUCACUCCCAACGGACAUAUCGUUGCUGUGGACUCGGUCUCGCCGACAGUCUUUGUCAUCGCGGAGUCCGGAGAUCUUCUCCGAUGGUUUGAUUGCUCGGAGUAUAUGCGGGAACCGUCGGACAUCGCCAUCAAUAACCACGAGUACUACAUCUGCGACUUCAAGGGUCACUGUGUGGUGGUGUUCAACGACGAGGGCCAGUAUAUGCGCAAAAUCGGUUGUGAAGGGCUGACCAGUUUCCCCAACGGGAUCGACAUCUCGGACGCGGGCGACAUACUGGUGGGCGACUCGCACGGCAAUCGGUUCCAUGUGGUGGUGUUCGACCGGUCGGGCACUUUGAUCAGCGAAUUCGAGUGUCCGUACGUUAAGGUCUCGCGAUGUUGUGGACUCAAGAUCACCAGCGAAGGCUAUGUCGUGACGUUAGCCAAAAACAAUCAUCACGUCCUCGUCCUCAACACUCUCUACAUUAUGUGAGUCAACACCACAACCGCAACAACACUUCAAACAAAUGUCUAAUAUAUGAAUACAAAACAAAGUGAAACGUCGAUCAAUACAACGAUUUGUAGUCAAGUUUCGUAAUCUAUUUUUUAAAUGAUUUCAAUUUUAAAUCCUAUACUUUGGGUCCAUAUUUAGAAACAAAACGAGAUAUUUUUAGUCAAAAGCAAUAUUAAGUUUUUAUGUGUUAUUGAAAAGCA
Molecule: messenger RNA, 1874 nt
Organism: Oppiella nova
Lineage: Eukaryota; Metazoa; Arthropoda; Arachnida; Sarcoptiformes; Oppiidae
Source: the annotation of a GenBank genome assembly